Apaloderma vittatum (bar-tailed trogon) is the source of this 1392-nucleotide messenger RNA. RefSeq names its product POC1 centriolar protein B (gene POC1B). The transcript has 12 exons. The record is from RefSeq and is a predicted model, not a curated record. The coding region runs from base 1 to 1392 and encodes 463 amino acids. Gene Ontology annotation, molecular function: protein binding. Gene Ontology annotation, biological process: cilium assembly. Lineage: Eukaryota; Metazoa; Chordata; Aves; Trogoniformes; Trogonidae. Gene Ontology annotation, cellular component: centriole; ciliary basal body.
AUGGUACGCACAGGAUACCUCAGGUUAGCGUUGAUAAUGGGAAUUAUUGCUGGCAACAUUAUUACCCUACAGACUCUUGUAUUUAGUGCCUGCGCUACCUCAUCUUUGGAUAAGUUUCUCGUGGUAUGGAAGCUAAAGACAAAGUGCAAAGCUUACAAAUUUGCAGGCCAUGCAGCAGCAGUGACCAGCGUACAGUUCUCGCCAGAGGGGCAGCUGCUUGCCUCAGCUUCUCAAGAUCGCACUGUCAGGCUGUGGAUUCCUUGCAUUCAUGGAGAAUCAUCGGUACUGAAAGGUCAUACAGCACCUGUUCGUAGUGUGAGCUUCUCACAUGAUGGCCAGUUUCUACUUUCAGCAUCCAAUGAUAAAUCAGUAAAAAUAUGGAGUCCUCGCCACCAGCGCCUUUUGUUUUCCCUAUUCCAACACACUCACUGGGUUUGCUGUGCCAAAUUUUCACCUGAUGGCAGACUAAUAGCAUCUUGCAGUGAGGAUAAAUCCAUUAAGAUCUGGGAUACAAGAAAUAAAACUUGUAUUGAUAGCUUCUUAGAAUUUGAAGGAUUUGCAAAUUUUGUGGAUUUCAACCCAAGUGGUACAUGUAUAGCCUCUGCAGGUUCCAAUUGUGCGGUGAAACUGUGGGAUAUUCGAAUGAACAAGCUACUGCAGCAUUACAAAGUUCACAGAGCAGGGGUUAACUGUGUAUCAUUCCAUCCUUCUGGUAACUAUCUCAUCACUGCUUCUGCUGAUGGUACCCUUAAGAUUUUGGACCUCUUAGAAGGAAGACUUAUUUACACUCUUCAUGGACACAAGGGACCUGUACUUUAUGUGGCUUUUUCAAAAGGUGGUGAAAAAUUUGCCUCAGGUGGAGCGGAUGCUCAGGUAUUUCUGUGGAAAACCAACUUUGAUUCGUUUGAUUAUAAAGAAGUUCUUAAACACCAUGUUAGAAGAACACAUAUUGAUGAUCCUCCUCAUCUUCUUGAUAUUUACCCGAGGUCACCUCAUCGCCAUAAUGAAAAAAUUCAGUCAGUUGAGGUCAACCCUACCUUUGAUGUGACUAAUAUGCAAACACUUGACCCACCUGUCAUAGAGAUUAACUCCUCUUCAUCCAUUAAUACCUCGGAUGAUGUCAGCAGUGAAGAUCUGCAGUGCCCCCCUGCUUCAGUCUUGGCAACAAGUUCAAAAAAGAAUUCAGAGCAUGAGAGUGAAUCAGCUGUGCAUAAUGUGGACAAGCAAAGGUGCAUCUCCCCCACCCUGGGUAAUGCUUUGGAGCACAUUGUGGAACAACUGGAUGUUUUAACUCUAACUAUUUCAAUCCUGGAACAACGUCUGACUUUGACUGAAGAUAAAUUGAAAGAUUGCUUAGAAAAUCAGCAAAAAAUAUUACUUCAGGGAAAAUAG